UUCCGGGUAGUUGGUGUUCCGGUUUCGGGUCGUGCAAACGUAAAUUGCAGACCAUCGAAAGAAAUGUCUGUAAAAAGUUUUAAGUUUGUGCUUUUAAGUUUAGUAAAAUUUGUUAGCUUUAAUACUUAAUAAAAUUAAUACAAAAAAAAAUUAAAUAAAAAAAAAACCAAAAAGAUAAUACAAUUCGUGUGAGUUGGUAUAAAUUCGUGUGUUUGUUUUCGGUAGCAUAUUUUCUAUUUCAAAAAAAAGCAAGUUGGAUGAAUUUGAGAAAGGAGCAUAGAUCCUAGAAUCGAAUGUAAUUUUUCCUUUUCUGCGAAAAAGUUUAGAAGAACAUACAAAAAGUGGUUUGUGUUGAAGGGAAGAAGAAAAAAAGAACGGAGAAAAAUGUGAACAAAUGAAGUCAAGAAAUUUAUUAAAACGAAAAAGAUGAGAAAACGCCUUUAUGAGAUUCAGUGUUGCAACCGUGUAUUGUGCAAAAUUAUUUAUCACAAACACAAUAUGUAAAUAGAUAAACUCAAGAAAAUAUGCACACGUAAUUGAAGACCCUGCACAUUGGCUAAUCAUCAUGAGGAGUGCUUCAUAAAAUACGAUCAAAAUUCAAAAUAAAAAAAUGAUAUUCAAAUAAAAUAGAAACAUUCAAAAAUGGGUGAAGUAAAUUUUGGAGAGAAAUAAAAAAACAAAACAAAAAUAUUUAAAUGAAGUUCUUAUGAAACUCGCACGAUAUUUGACACGAAAUAUGCUGAAAACAGGAUUUAGUGUUGAUGUGAAUUUUAUAAAAAUUAGAGACAAAGGAAAAUGGAUACGACACUGCCUGUGGAUGUACUUAGUAAUAGGAUUUUGCUUACCAAAAUUUUGCAUAGCAGGACACCAUGAAAAGCGACUGCUGCAGGAUUUAUUGGAUCCAUAUAAUACACUAGAGAGGCCUGUCGUUAACGAAUCUGAUCCAUUGCAACUUAGCUUCGGCCUAACACUAAUGCAAAUAAUUGAUGUCGAUGAAAAAAAUCAAAUGCUUGUAACCAAUAUUUGGUUGAAAUUGGAAUGGAACGAUAUGAAUUUACGAUGGAACACGUCCGAAUAUGGCGGCGUUAAAGAUCUCCGAAUUCCACCACACAGAAUUUGGAAACCAGAUGUAUUGAUGUACAACAGUGCUGAUGAAGGGUUCGAUGGAACAUAUCCAACAAAUGUUGUUGUACGGAGUAACGGCUCCUGUUUGUAUGUUCCACCGGGUAUUUUUAAAUCAACGUGUAAAAUUGAUAUUACCUGGUUUCCAUUUGAUGAUCAAACGUGUGAAAUGAAAUUCGGUAGUUGGACGUAUGAUGGAUUUCAGUUAGAUCUACAGCUGCAAGACGAGAACGGCGGUGAUCUGAGCAGUUUCGUCACAAACGGUGAAUGGUCGUUAUUGGCUGUGCCAGGAAAACGUAAUGAAAUUUAUUACAAUUGCUGCCCGGAACCGUACAUAGAUAUAACAUUUUCGAUUAUAAUUCGUCGCCGAACACUGUACUACUUUUUUAAUUUAAUCGUUCCUUGCGUUUUAAUUGCAUCAAUGGCGCUACUAGGAUUUGCACUGCCACCGGACUCGGGGGAAAAAUUAUCACUCGGUGUGACAAUUUUACUAUCGUUGACUGUGUUUCUGAAUAUGGUUGCUGAAACGAUGCCGGCGACAUCGGAUGCAGUACCACUGUUAGGAACAUAUUUCAACAGCAUAAUGUUUAUGGUUGCCUCAUCCGUCGUAUCAACGAUAUUAAUUUUAAAUUACCACCAUCGAAAUUCCGACACUCAUGAUAUGUCUGAUUGGGUCAAAGUGGUAUUUCUGUAUUGGCUACCGUGCAUAUUACGUAUGAAACGACCCGGCCGAACUUAUUCAAUGGAAUAUCCACCAACGCCAUGUUCAGAUAAUUCGGAACGAAAACAGCAUAUUUUAACUGACGUCGAAUUAAAGGAACGGUCGUCCAAGUCAUUAUUAGCGAAUGUACUUGAUAUUGACGACGAUUUCCGACAUAAUUGUAGACCAUUAACUCCUGGAGGUACACUGCCACCGAAUCCAGCGUAUUUUCGAACGGUUUUUGGGCCAGGUGAUGACGGCAAUAGAAUACCAGAUGCAAUAGCACCGCAUGCGUGUAUAAAGUCAUCUGCUGACUAUGAGUUAUCUUUAAUACUAAAAGAGAUUCGAUACAUCACAGAUCAGCUUCGCAAAGAUGACGAGGAUAAUGACGUAGCACGUGAUUGGAAAUUUGCAGCAAUGGUCGUCGACAGACUGUGCCUUAUUAUUUUCACAUUGUUCACAAUAAUUGCAACAAUAGCUGUACUGUUUUCGGCGCCGCAUAUUAUUGUCUCGUAGCCAUAUGAGGGAGGUUAUUGUUAUUGGUUUUAUCAUAAAAUCAAUUUGUUAUUAAUUAAAUUAAUAUCGAAAAUUUUUAAAUCAAUUUAUUAUUACUAAAAGAAAAAAGAAAAUAAAGACAAAAAAAAACAUUAAAGAAAUAAAAACAAAUAGAAAAAAUUAUUUAAAAUGGAAAACUAAAAAAAAAAAUAUUUAAAUUGCAGCGCAUACAUGACAUAUAUUUUGUAUGUUUGAGUAUGUUUGGAAAUGAUCCGGAAAAGAAUAUUACCGAAAUUAAAUUGUAAAAGUAGCAAAAAUCUUUAACAAAUUUCCCAUUUAUAUUUCAUCGUACUAUACAUGCAUAAUAACCUCGUAUGUACGUUUGUAUGUACACUUAUGCAAUCGUAAAGUAUUUAUAUAUUUUUCGAAGCGAAACCACUUACUUUAUGUUCAACAUUCAACCGAUUAAUUUUCCGAAAACAUUAUUCGGUUUCUCAUUUAUAAUAAAUAAAGGACUUUAAAGCGCUGCGGCAAUUACAAAGUAUUAACUUUGCAAAUAGAACUUAACUUUAUGUAGCUGUUGCACGAAAGAGAUGAUUAACGUGUGUAGAAGUGCUUUGAACAAUAUCUGUAGAUAUGAAUACUGAACUUACAUAUAUGGAAUAAACAGUUUGUUUAGUGUUCAGGAUUUAGUUGUCUUAAUUACACAAGAGUCUAAUUUUUGAGAUAUGCAAACCAGAGGUGGCAUAACUUUAUAUGGUCACUUGGAGACAAAUUACUUAACUAUAAAGCGGUGAAAAGAGAUUAUUAUAGUAAAGCUUUUUCCCUUUGCUAAACAAAGACCCAUGUAAUAUCGAGUUAUAUAUGUAUAAGAAGCAUAAAGGAAUUAACGUUGAACGUCGAGUUUACCAAUUUGUCGGCUUCAAUCUCUGAGAAUAUUAUGAGAAAUAUAUUACCAGCAAUGAUAACAUGUCUUAGUUUUUUAGUCGAACUCUCCCGACUAAAGUUCUUUAUAAGUUCCAUGAAAAUAUAAUUAAUGUUUUCAUGUCAUGCUAUUUGGGAAGAAUAAACUAUUUCAUGGGCUGAUUAAAACGCAAUUGAGUUAACUAAAUUACAUAAAUUCACGCUAAUAUACUAACCGUCGAGUGUAAAAUGAUUAACGAAAAUUAUCUUAGGUAAUGAUAUCGCUCGAGUAAAAUGCAUUGUGUUGAAAGACACGUAACUCAAUUCUGUUCAAAGUUAGUGUUGUUAACUUAGUUUUUGGAUGGCAUCUUCGCGAUAGUAAUUAAGUCUCGCGAAACUUUAUCUCACUAGAAGUUUGAGUUUAAAUAUUGUUAUUGAACAAUACAAAGUUUAAAACGGUUUUUUCAUGGUCACCAAAGGUAUUUUCUUUCGUAAGAGAGAUCAAUUGUGGUAUUUAGAAAACUAAUUAGCACAACAGGCCAAACGGCAGCUUUUUUGAUCUUGAUUCAUUUUCUAAUCGUCUAUCGCUUUUAUUGGCGACCCAAUGAGUUUUUAAUAGCGAGAUUAAUUCGUGGUGUAUCGUACUCAUCGAUGUUCAUUUCUUGUAACUGGAAUUCUGAUAAAAUGUCGUAUAGCACAUGGGUCAUAUAGUUUGAUAUCUAGUAUCACGAUAGGGUCUAGAUAGCAGAUAUCAAAUUAAAGCCACUGUGGUACGCAACAUUUGUCUUUUUAUACUUUUUCUUUUACUGUUGCAUAUAAAAAUCAAUAUUAGUUUAAAAUACUUCUUAGUUUUAGAAACAGCAAGCGCGUCGCUGUAUAAUCAUUGAAUCGUUUACUGUGGUUGUUUAAAGAAUCGCCUAGUGUUUGAUACAAAAUCUAGUACCUCGUUUGUUUUAACAUUCACUUGGCUAUAGUGAAUGAUUUUUCGAAACUACAGCUCAAACGUAAUAGAUUUUCGCACAAUUCUAAUACAUUUAUAGUACAUUCGUCUUAAAUUCUAUUUUUUGUGAACUGACUUGACUGCUAUGACAUUUUUCAUGUAUGAAGUUAUUUCACUUGAAAAUAUAGCGCAAAAAAUGCAGUACUGAAAACAAAUGUGGCGCCUCUACAGGUCAACCGAGGUUUCCUAUAAUAAGACUAUGGCUUAUAGACCGUAGAAACGUAGCUUAUUUCUACUAUCGUUGUCGGUAAUAGAUAAGUAGCUGUUUUUGAAAGAUGAUAAUCGAAAUGACGAAAGUGACUUUUGCAGUUGAUGCCACAAAAUAGUUAUGACUUGGCAAGAGAUUAGGGCUUAGGUGAGGUUAAUAGUGCUAGUCAAGGGCUUCCGAAAACACUUUUUCCAUCGUUACGAACAUAACUUUGCUGAGAAAUAAGUUAGAUGGUUAACUAACAAUUGGAAGCGUGGACGGGUUAGCAGCUCACGAAAAAGAGUGUGUUAUGCGACCUGACUAAUACAUUCAAGUUCGUCUUAAGUUUUGGGACGUAACAUUUUGUGUAAGAUUUUUGCUACAACACAUAGUCAAAUUUGAGCAAAAACAUGAUUUGUAAGCAAUAUUUGUUAAUAAAUAAAAAAAAGAAGUGAAAAAAAAAACAUUAAAAAAAUUGACUUGAAAACAAAAUGAUUUAAAAAUAUCGAUCGAUUUAAAAAAAAGCAAAAACUUAAAACAAAAAAAAAUAUUACUCGGAAAAUAGCACAAUCAUAAUUAAGUGUGUAAAUUACAAUAAAUUCGAAAAAUAUGUAAACGAUACACAAAUAUGUCGUCGGCUAAUUUAUUUGAGUUAUCAAAAAUGAACAGAGGAGUAACUAAAUAAAAUUUAGUUGGUACCGUACUAUUGUUGUGAGUUAUUAAAACAAUUAUUAUUAUUUAUUUAUUUUUGUAACGAUCCCAGAGUUGCAAAUGAUGGCAAAAAAAAAACAGUUAAACUACAAGCGAAAAACCGAAAAGCAAACAAACAAAAAGUGUAAAUUACAAGAAACACACCUAUAUUUAAUUGUAAGUGAUUGAUUGAUUGAUUGGGUACCUCGUAGCAUUUCGAAAAUUGUAAAAUUGCAAAAAAAAAUUAAUUCAAAAAACGAAAUCCAAACUAAAAACAAUGGAAACCAUAAAUAGGACAAUGUGUAUUUCCAACGAUAUAAUGGAACCUAAAUGCCUAAUUUUGAUGGUACACAAUGCAAUUCAUUUUCCAUUCAAACCAAUCGAGUAAAAUGAACCAAAAAUAAAGAUUGAAAUUGGUCGGAUAAUAUUCUCAAGCAUACACUGUUGGCCACAGUUUAUUUUAGAACAAUGUCGAUUUUCUUGGAUGAAAAUGUUUCAUUUUCAAUUUCUAAUUUGAUACUUCCAUCACAGUGUGUGAAAUAAAAAAAGUUCCUCUCUCUCCAUCCACUUGCUUAGCGGCGGAUUAACUUUGUGUCCGAAAAGUUGUAGCGAAUAAAAUCUAAACCGACACGAAACGACGAUUCUUGAGGUAACUUUACGGAAUCUUAUUCAAAUCGCGUGAUAUUUUUAAUGUUUUUGAUUCUUAGGCGAAAGUUUGUUGCUCUUUUAGUGAAACAAAGUAAAAGCUGUCGCUUAUGAAUCAAAAACACAACAAAAAUGUCGCGUCAUUGAAUGCAGGUGAUACCAAAAAUGUAAAUUGUUGAUUAAGCUUUUAUUCACGCCAAGUUAUCGAAAUCAAGACUUUGUCGUAUAAGCGACGUGGAUUAUGGUCACGGAAAAUUUCUUUUCUUUUUCUUGGAUAAGAUGAAGAUGACAUGUAAACGAACUCUCAUUGCUCCUAUUUUACGCAAACAUUUAAAUCGAAUCUAUCAGAUCUAACCUAAAAUUCAUAAUCGUCUGAGCAAUCAUGCAUUAAACUUGUUCUACCACGGUACCACUUGUGUUUUGCCACAUUUUCUUAAAAAAAAAAAUAAUUAACACGGCGGACGUUUUAUAGUAACACUCUCAAAGAUCUGGGAAAUAUGUAAUUCUUCUACGGGAUUAUCGAUCUGUAACACAAUUCAAUAAUUUCGCUUAUAUCCGAUUGAACGAAAUUUCCAAACUGGAACCUGUUAAACCAUUUGUUCCAAAUAUUUUCAUGAAAGAUUUUUUACUUCAUCAGUUUAAGACAUAUUUGGCUGUACGCAAAGCUAGGCGCUAAUUCUGUCAUAGUUGUUGAUGGAUGAUCCAAUUGAACAUGGGUCGAUGAUAAAUUUAUCUUAGCAGUUUGUGAAAAAUAAACGUAAAAUUCGUCUCAUCAAGCUUAUACUUGACCUUAUUUCAGGUUGAUUUAUUUUAACUGUCAAACAUAAACGAGUAGAUUCGCUAUGCAUUCAGAGAUUUAAAAAUGUUCCCAAAUGUUGUUGCGUUGAACAUUGUCAAAACAUUGUCAUCCACCUCCCCAUUCUUAAUCCAAUGAGUAGUUUCACUGAAAUUUUCUUAGUUCCAAAUUAAACAGCAAAACUAAAAAUAAUUAUCAACAGCACAACUGUGAUAUACAUAUUUAUAUCGUUAAUCAUUUAAAAUGAUGUAAAAAAAAUUGUUAAUGGUUUGGUAUUUGCUUGAUUUGAUGUAUUUAAAU
This is a messenger RNA of Bradysia coprophila, 6838 nucleotides long. Its product is annotated as neuronal acetylcholine receptor subunit alpha-7-like. NCBI's taxonomy places the organism in Eukaryota, Metazoa, Arthropoda, Insecta, Diptera, Sciaridae. Gene Ontology annotation, cellular component: postsynaptic membrane. The record is from RefSeq and is a predicted model, not a curated record. Gene Ontology annotation, molecular function: acetylcholine-gated monoatomic cation-selective channel activity; transmembrane signaling receptor activity. Gene Ontology annotation, biological process: monoatomic ion transmembrane transport.